GUUGUCAUGGUUUACCGCCAAUUAUUAUAUUAAAAAAAGAAGCAGACUGAAUAAUAAAAAAAAAUAUACUUUUUUUUUUUACCAUUAAAGGCAAAUCCUUUCUUUUUUUUUGUUCUAUAAAAAAGAGAAAAAUACGCAACACUGCAAAGUAUACGAUCCAAUAAACGCACCCAUGACCAGGUCGACACAUUACCUGUAGGCGCUCAACAAGUAGACUAUAAGAAGCAAAAGCAACAGCAACAGCAAGUAGUUUGUUUUGAACCGCAUCAUGUGACGCAAGCGCUCAGCAUCUGUCCUUCCUGUCACGGCAAAUUAAAUAAGCCAUCCACUUUACCAUGUGGAUACACUGUAUGUCAAUCUUGUAUCCCUCAGAAUGAUACCCUAUGCAAAGCACCCAACUGUGAACGUAUCCACACCAUUCCCACUCAGCCCAAUGUGAUUUUCCAAGCCAUGCAAGCCAUUGUUGUCAGUUUCGAAGCCAGUCAUUCGUUGGAAGCACUUCGAAAUAGUUUGAACAUUACUAGCGAAUGUCCCAUCUGCUGUACUCGUUUUACCAACCCUACCACUACACCUUGUGGUCACACAUUUUGUCGAAACUGUCUUGUGCGUUCUCUCGACCACCAACGUUCCUGUCCCUUUUGUCGUGACUCUUUAGACUUUUGUCCGCCACCCACCACUGUCCUUACCGAAAUCCUUACUAAACUUUAUGAACAAGAUGACGAAUCCAUGGAUGUCCAUGUCGCUAACGAUUUUGAUGCUUCAGACACCCGCGUCCCUUUACUGAUCGGCUCACUUUCAUUCCCUCAUAUCAAUUGUGUCAUUCAUAUUUUUGAGCCUCGCUACCGUCUCAUGCUCCGACGCAUCAUGGCAUCCUCUCGAAGACGUUUUGCCAUGUGUCUCGCCAGACGCAAACGUACCUCACAAGAUCAGUCUCCCUUCUUUGAAUAUGGCACCAUCCUCGAACUCAUGCAUGUACAAACUCUUCCUGAUGGCAGGUCCAUCGUCCAAGCCGUCGGCUCUCAUCGUUUUAAAGUCCUUCAUUUUGAAUUAAUCGAUGGUUACCAUAUGGCCGAUAUCGAACGUAUCGAUGAUAUUGACCGAGAACAAGAGCAUUUACUGGAACAACAACAGAUCUUGAAAGCAAGUGCUAUGCGUGCUCGUCAACAUCAGCAACAAUUACAGUCUAUGCAACAGCAACAGCAGCAGCAACAGCAACCAAUGUCCCCCGUUGCUACGGCUCCUAUGGCUGCCCGUCCCAUGGCUGCCGCUGCUCGUCCUAUGGCUGCUCGUCCUAUGGCUGCCGCUGCUCCACAUCCUCAAACGCAAGCACCAGCUAGCCGAGCACCAUGGUUACAAAUGCAUGUGCGGGGCCUUUCAGCGGCACGACCAAAAGCGCAUUUACAGCCGCAACAAGCGUCGGCCAACACAACGUUACAGGCGCCAGAGAAAGCGGAAAAGAACCGACAGGAACAAAGCACAGAUGAAUUGUUGGAUGAAUUGGCGACGUUUGUGGAUAAAUUGUUACUUCACCGACAACAACAACAGGGCGGUAUGGCCAACUGGCUAAGUGCGCUUGGAGAUCCACCUGUACUACGAGGUGCACAACGGGAUCGAGUGAUACUAAGCUGGUGGAUUGUGAAUAUGAUGCCUUUGGGAGAAGAAGAAAAGUUGCCACUGUUGGGUAUGCGCACUGUACGAGAACGUGUAUUAUUAAUUGUUUCCUGGGUCGAUAAAUUUCAUGAUCAAUGGUCCUUAUUUUUAAACAAUCCCAAUGCAUCGGGUUCCUUAAACACAUGCUGUAUUUCUUAGAUAACUUAUUUACAUUCAUUUACAUUUAUAUAUAUACACACAUUUAAUAUGCCACAUACAUUUUCCACCCUACUAUCUAGAAUUAAAAUUAAUUUACUACUUAUUUUAACAUAUAAAACUUGUUUCAUUUAUGUGGGUGUAUAUGUGUGUGUGUGUGUGUGUGUUUAUAUUAUUAUUAGUUAUUUUGCAUAAAAGGGUCAUAAAGUUUUCGGGUCAUG
Mucor mucedo is the source of this 2027-nucleotide messenger RNA. RefSeq names its product CrgA protein. The record is from RefSeq and is a predicted model, not a curated record. Lineage: Eukaryota; Fungi; Mucoromycota; Mucoromycetes; Mucorales; Mucoraceae. The transcript has 2 exons. Bases 451 to 1809 code for a protein of 452 amino acids.